AUGGCUGAUCCAUUCACCCACCGACUGUCGAAGAGUGUUCAAGUGCCGGAUAACCUGCUGACGAAGCUGGUACAUAGGCUGGAAGCUGCCACAUCGCGCCUGGAGGACAUCGCUUCAUCCACAGAUCAGCCCAAUGGCGCCGGCCAUAAGAGCUCUCCAUCCUCCAGCCAGCCUCAGAUACCUGCUGCAGCUACGGCUCCCACCGCCGCCAUCAAAGCCUCAAAGUCAUCCACUCCAUCGGUACCGUCCAUCGCGGCCUUCGAUGACCUAAUAGAUGGAGAGCUGGGACAAUGGCUAGAAAUGAGCAAACAGAUUGGUGGUGUCGUUGCUGAGCAGGCAUCAGCAGUAUCACAGGCGUUCACCGCUGAAAAGCAGUUCCUUACGGUUGCCACUAAAGCACGGAAGCCUGGAAUGGAGACCCCAAUGUUCAUGAGCUUGCUUGAAGAUCUACAAUCGGCAAUCAUGAAGGCUGAGAGCAUUCGCGGUCCUACGUCGUCGCGAGACCCUGCCUACAGAGACCAUCUGGCGAUGGUAGCAGGUGGUUUAGAAGCGCUUGGUUGGGUAACUGUGGACGGUAAACCCGCCGAGCUGGUUGCGGAGCUCUUUGGAGGCGCGCAGCUGUACGGCAAUAAGGUGCUGAAGGAGUAUAAGGAGAAAGACCAAACACACGUCGAAUGGGUCCAAUCCUUUUACAAGCUCUUCAAAGCGCUCAUCGCAUACAUCAAGGAACACCACCCCAAGGGUGUGACAUGGAACAGCGCCGGCAUCGACGCCGCACAAGCCCUCCGCGAAGUCAAGUCCGGCGACUCAUCCACCACCAACGGUUCUCCCGCAUCUCCACCACCUGCAGGCGGCGCCCCGCCUCCACCGCCACCGCCUCUCCCUACCUUCGACAAUGCGGGCGGUCCUCCCCCGCCUCCUCCGCCUGCGACAAGUAGAAAGGCAGCUCCGGACAUGGGUGCGGUCUUCGAUGACCUGAACCGGGGCGAGGCGGUGACAUCAGGCCUGAAGAAGGUGGACGCGAGCCAGAUGACACACAAAAACCCAUCCCUGCGCGCGCAGGCGCCCGUACCGCCGCAGAGAAGUGACAGCUCGAGCAGCACUGGACGCGGCAAGAGUCCGACGCCACCCACCAAGCCGAAGCCGGAGAGCAUGCGGACGAAGAAGCCGUCGCGGAAAGAGCUGGACGGGAACAAGUGGAUAAUCGAAAACUUCGACAGCCCCGAAGGCGCCAUCGAGAUCGAAGCCGAAAUAAGCCACUCGAUCCUGAUCUCACGCUGCAAAAACACCACCCUCCGCAUAACAGGCAAGUUCAACGCCCUCUCCCUUGACAACUCAGCCCGUACUUCUAUCAUCGUCGACUCCCUCGUCUCCUCCAUCGAUGUCAUCAAGUGCCCCAACUUCGCCGUCCAGGUACUCGGCACGCUGCCCACCUUGAUGCUGGACCAGGUCGACGGCGCGACGGUGUAUCUCAGCAAAGACAGCCUGGGGACCGAGAUCUUUACGAGCAAGUGCACAAGUGUUAACAUCAAUUUGCCGCCGCUGGAUGGGGGGGAGGAUUAUACGGAACAUGCGGUGCCGGAGCAGAUUAGGAGCUAUGUGAAGGAUGGGACGUUGGUGAGUGAGAUUGUGGAGCAUGCGGGUUGA
Coniosporium apollinis CBS 100218 is the source of this 1647-nucleotide messenger RNA. RefSeq lists its product as uncharacterized. Bases 1 to 1647 code for a protein of 548 amino acids. Gene Ontology annotation, cellular component: cytoplasm. The transcript has 4 exons. The record is from RefSeq and is a predicted model, not a curated record. NCBI's taxonomy places the organism in Eukaryota, Fungi, Ascomycota, Dothideomycetes. Gene Ontology annotation, biological process: cytoskeleton organization; regulation of adenylate cyclase activity. Gene Ontology annotation, molecular function: actin binding; adenylate cyclase binding.